This is a messenger RNA of Leguminivora glycinivorella, 3451 nucleotides long. RefSeq names its product polynucleotide 5'-hydroxyl-kinase NOL9. Gene Ontology annotation, biological process: cleavage in ITS2 between 5.8S rRNA and LSU-rRNA of tricistronic rRNA transcript (SSU-rRNA, 5.8S rRNA, LSU-rRNA). The record is from RefSeq and is a predicted model, not a curated record. Lineage: Eukaryota; Metazoa; Arthropoda; Insecta; Lepidoptera; Tortricidae. Gene Ontology annotation, molecular function: polynucleotide 5'-hydroxyl-kinase activity. The transcript is spliced from 6 exons. Gene Ontology annotation, cellular component: nucleus. The coding region runs from base 604 to 3324 and encodes 906 amino acids.
AACUGCGUUUUCACAUAUGUGUGUUUCUUCAACAUGAAUGACCUGCGCUGAGCACUAGGCCGUAACAUAUGCGGAUUCUAUUGGUGUGUAUGCCUACGUAUGCCUGAGCAUACGAUGGGUUAAAUAGAAUGAAGGGCUCAUCCUUCUAGUAAAUUACAAUUUAUAUCAAUAAAUUAAAAUCACGAGAAAACUGGUCAAAGAUAAAAUUUUCGCUCAUGACGACACGUUAAUCCUUAUUGGAGCGAUGUCAACGCCAUCUUAUAGUGAUUUUUAGAAGUUUAUAGUUGGGCCUACCUUUAUGUAGUUAUUCUACUCACCGGUAGAUGACGCUAUAGCUGGGCUAAACGCAGGCAGUUUUAAAGUUAGCUCAAACAGUUUGAAAUGGGUCCAACUUGAACUUAAAGAUUCUUUCAGUGACACAUUGAGCUCAAAGUACGAGUUGGACCAAAAGUUACUUUUUAUUGACAUUGUCUUGUCAAAAAUGUCAUAAUACCACCGACGGCGCUGACCGCGUUUAUUUUAAGUUAGUAAAACUGAUAAAACUAUCACAUUUUAGCUGAAAAGAAUGUUGAAAACGAAGUGACAAAAGCAAUUUAGAUUUGUAUGGAGUUUUUUGAAAAAGCGCAUGUUGUAAAACGGAAUCAAAAUAUAGACGACAAUAUGAAAAAACAACUAAAGCAAAUGUUGUAUGGGUACAAACAAAACGAUAAUAAACUCAUUCGAGAUGCGGCCAAUAUCGAAAAAGAAGAUGACUCCACAUCUGUAAGUGGCUUUUCCGACCUCGAUUUAACCGUGUCUAGCAGUGAGGGGAAUAGCACACGGCAAAGGAUUUCUUUCAUAGGACCCGGAAGUGUAAAAGAUGCAGCAAUAAGUCUUGAUGAUUCUAUAGAUAGUCAAUCUCAUAAAUCUUCAAGUAGCUUUGACGAGAAUGACUUUCAGAAGAUAAGUGAUGUGUCUCUCUCUGAUAUAAACGAGGACAUUGAAAGUCUAUCUGAAGGUUCUGUUUCUAUCAAUGAAAGCAAUGAUAGCGAUGAUGAUUUCUCAAUGACAAGCACUUCUGUAGGUUCUGCUUCAGAUGUUGAGUCAAGCGCUAGUGAACCAUUUGAUCCCGAUGGCACAUUGGCAUCUAAAAUAUUUGAAAAAUUAAAAUUGAGGGAUAAUCCAAAAGUUACCAAGAAGGAAAGAAAAAGGAAGUUAGAUCAAAUACCAGCACCAAAGAAUUAUAGUCAAGAUUCUCAGAUGGAAAGUGACUCAAGUGUUGAGGUGCUUUCUGAAAAGGGAUCAGGGAAGGAUUCAGUAGACACAGUUGAUUACUCGAACAUUACAUCACCGUCAUUUGUUUCUGUAAAUGCAGUAGACAUGCCUCAUCAAUCCCUCAGUGAUGUACUAGGAGACUACACAUACCCAACUGUCAGAAACUUGCCAUCGGAAGCCCAGAAUUUGUUUGCUACCAACAAGUCUGGUAUAUUCCCUACUUUGGAUGAGGAGAGUGUGAAUGAUGUAAAUGACAGUUUACUCCCAGAACUGGGAAGUGUACUAGAUGACCCAGAAGUCAUGGAUUUAGAUUCCAGUACAGACAUGCCGGUCGAGGAGAGCUCAUUGGCUUAUGAUGAAACUAUAGAUACUGAGGAAACAUUCCAAAGAGAGAAUUCAACAGAGUCAGUUGACACCAACUUUGUAAAUCCUGUAAAUAUUUUCUAUGGAAAAAAUUGCUGCAUACUAAUUCUUAAACAUCCUGCCGAAAUAUACAUUCAUGGAAAAGUAAAAGUUACAUUGUUGGGGGGUUUAGUAGAAAUUGGUGGCUACACUCUGCAAGAUAAGACUUACAAAGUAUAUGCACCAAAUUACAACUGCGCUCAAUACUUACGGACACUGGAUCAUGACAAGGGCUAUUAUGGGCUAUUUGCAAAGUUGACAGGGUCUGGGUUGUCUGUGGCCGCCACUGAAGAAAUUGUGACCACCCUCAGUCCCUCUGAUAGUAUUGUACAAUUACAACCGUUGCAUGAUAGAAUAGCUCAGUUUGUAGAAAACAGCUGCACUAUAACAGAUCUAUUUUCUAAGACAAACAAGAAUGUAGAUGGCUGCUUCAGAAAAGCAUCAGACUUUUUGGGAUGCUCACUGUACCUUAUGAAACCUUGGAAGAGUUUUGAGGAGAAUCCUUGUUGGAGCCAAGCCUUGCAACAUGGAUAUAAGCCCCAAAGCAAAGGAAUUUUAUGCGGCGGUAAAGGCUCGGGCAAGAGCUCAUUCCUGCGGUACUAUGUGAAUAAGCUGCUGGCGCGCGGAGCUGUGCUGGUGAUUGACCUGGACCCCGGCCAGAGCGAGUUCACUCCAGCCGGGUCUGUGUCCGCCACUGUGGUGGAGGAACCGCUCCUUGGGCCGCCGUUUACGCACUUGAAGACACCCGAAAGGAUGUUGAACAUCGGUAUCAUUAGCACAAUGGACAACCCGAGACGAUACGCCACGGCGGUGCAACAACUCAUCGACUAUUGCCAUAGCGAACCCCGCUUCCAAGACCUCCCAUGGAUCGUCAACACUAUGGGCAUGGUCAACGCUCUAGGCCUCCAAUUUAUGGCCCUAAUGACCAUCUUACUACAACCAACCUUCAUCCUACAAAUAGACUCUAAAAACCCUAAAAAGAGAUACGCACAUCACCUAGACUCAGACACAGUCAAAUCACUGUAUUACAAAUACCAGUACAACUAUCUUUUCAAACCAAUCAAACUUCAAAACGAGAUGGAUUAUGCCCUCAUAAUAUCAAACGCUGACAGUGUUAAGGGCAACUUCUCGCUGCCGCCUAAGGAGGAGCGAUACCUUAACUUUUUGGCCUAUUUCGGCAGCUUGAUGACUAAUAACGCCACUGAUGACUUCCUGUUAAGCGUUGUUCCGUAUGAAGUGGACCUACGCAACUUAUACAUCGCGUUGAACGUUCGCAUCAAUGAAGAGAAUAUUGCACGAGUAAUAAACGGCAAAAUAGUAGCACUUUGCAAGCACGAGGGCGACGGAGGCAAGAUAUACACGCUCAGAGAUACUCCGUUGAGGUGCUACGGACACGGUCUCGUUCGCGGGAUAGACUCGGAGCGGGGGCUGUGCUACGUGGUGACGCCGGCGGCGGCGGUGCGGACGGCGGCCGACACGCUGCUGUACGCGGACUGGGCGCCGGAGCUGCGCGCGGGCGCGAGCCUCCCGGCCGGCUCCGCGCUGCCGUACCGCGCGCCCGCCGCCGCGCCGCAGCGCCAGCUCAUGUCGGCCCCCCGCCGCCGGUACAACCCGCUACAACUCAUCAAAAUGUCUAGGGGUCCUAAAGUGAAAGCUUCCAUCGGUUAAUAGAAGUGUAAUCGGAGCGGAUCCGAAAUAUCACCUUAAAUCAUAAAAGGAAGUCUAAUUUUAUGUUAAUUCAUGUAUAUUUGAAAGAUAAUUUUGUACUUACAAUACUAAUAAAACAUAACAUAGA